Messenger RNA from Naumovozyma dairenensis CBS 421, 1530 nucleotides. RefSeq names its product cation diffusion facilitator family transporter. Bases 1 to 1530 code for a protein of 509 amino acids. NCBI's taxonomy places the organism in Eukaryota, Fungi, Ascomycota, Saccharomycetes, Saccharomycetales, Saccharomycetaceae. Gene Ontology annotation, cellular component: membrane. Gene Ontology annotation, molecular function: monoatomic cation transmembrane transporter activity. Gene Ontology annotation, biological process: transmembrane transport; monoatomic cation transport. The record is from RefSeq and is a predicted model, not a curated record. The transcript has a single exon.
AUGUUGAAAAUUGGGUUCACGAGUUCUCGUUCUAGUGUGAGGGUUACUCUAAUACGGUCCAAUCUUACAUUGGCUCACAAAAGGCUAAACCACCACUUAUGCUCCACUUCAAAAUCAAAGACAUACCAAGGGAUUCGUAACUUCAAGAAUUCAUCGAAUUUAAAACAACCUCCAACCCAAGUUGCGAAUAUUGAAUCAGCUGAGUUGCGUGUGCCUGGUAUAACAUUGAACUCAACAAGGCCGGGAAUAUGUCCUAUUGUGCCCUUACUACAAAAAAUGUAUAUUCCAGAACAUAUUCAUACCCAUUCUCAUACAGAUACAUUUUCUAAUAUCUUAUCACAUAGUCAUUCGCACUCUCACAGUCAUGGGCAUACACAUACUAUGAACAAUCCUUUGUUAGUUGCCAGUGCAGAACAGAUUCGAAAGAAUGCGGGUGUUAGAGUCACAUGGAUUGGGCUUGCCGUUAACGUCGGUAUUGCAGUAGGAAAAGUUAUAGGAGGUCUUGUUUUCCAUUCUCAAGCAUUAUUUGCAGACGCAAUUCAUGCUGUGAGUGAUAUCAUUUGUGAUUUGUUAACAUUAUUUUCAGUUCGAUUAGCUGCAUCUAAGCCGACGCCUGAUUAUCCAUAUGGAUAUGGAAAAAUUGAGACUAUCGGUUCAUUGACUGUGUCUAGUAUCCUUGUCAUGGCAGGGAUUUCCAUUGGAUGGACCUCACUAUGUGCCAUUGUAGGUCCAAUCAUCCCUCAUACUAUAAUAGAAAUGUUAAGUACCGUGGGGUUGGGUUCAUCCCAUUCGGAAUCUGUUUUAGAAGAAAUGACAGAUAUCAACGCAGCUUGGGUUGCGGCAGCUUCUAUUGCAGCUAAAGAAUGGGUUUUUAGAGCAACAAGGAAAGUUGCUAUAGAAACAAAUUCGAAUGUUUUAAUGGCAAAUGCUUGGCACCACAGAGUAGAUUCACUAACCUCGUUGGUUGCGCUAGUUACCAUCACAUCUGGUUAUCUAUUCAGUAUACAAUCUUUAGAUACCCUUGGUGGAUUACUUGUCUCCAUUUUCAUCAUCAAAGCUGGUGCAGAAGGUAUGUACCUUUCUGUGAAGGAAUUAAUCGACCAAUCUAUUGAAGAUGAUGAUCCACGCCACGCAGAAAUCGAAAGUGUGAUUAAUGAGGGAUUGAAUAGGCUAUCAGUUCAAAAGAGCAAAAACUCUUCUAUCAAUCUUUCACCUUUGAAGCUUACCGAACUUUCUGUCCUUUCUUCAGGUCCAAAUUUAAGAGCACAUGCAACUUUACAAGUACCUUUACAAACACCUACCAAUGUAACAGGUAUCAAACAACUUGAAACAAUCUCUAACCAUAUUCGUGCAAUGUUGGCUAAAAAUAUUGCAUCGGUGAAGAAAAUAGAUAUUGACUACGUUUCGGAGAAAGAUCCUCACAACAUUGACGCAAAUAAGCCAAUAACCUUAACUGAAAAAAAUUUGCAUCUACAUUUACAUUCACAUUCACGAAAUUCAGCAUCAUCUCAUUCCCACACUCAUCUUUAA